Paramisgurnus dabryanus is the source of this 1170-nucleotide messenger RNA. The record is from RefSeq and is a predicted model, not a curated record. NCBI's taxonomy places the organism in Eukaryota, Metazoa, Chordata, Actinopteri, Cypriniformes, Cobitidae.
AUGCAUGUGCUCGGAGCUUUGCGCCUGGCCUGCUACCAACUUUUGCUUCUUGGUGUAUUUGGAAAGUACAAUAGUAACAACCAUCUCCAUGGCACAAGGACUAUAUCAGCGCAUUUAUCCAGACCGGACCGAACCCACCGAGGGAACCAUCGUUUGCCCACCUACAUGAUGCAGCUCUAUCGGAAUUUCAAGAUGAACCAGACGCGCCCUGUGGAUUAUAUGGACCACGAGCAUGCGGACACAAUCCGGAGCAUCCUCUCAAAGAGUUUGUCCAGUGAAGGCAGACACUACGUCACAUACUUUGACCUUUCGUCUGUGCUAUCAGAACGUCAGAUACAAGGUGCCGAGCUGAGGAUUCGUAUUCCCAGAGAUACAAACCAAACGAACAUCACGGUGGAAAUCAGACACCAGCAGAACGUCCCGUGCCACCAGCAUGUCUGCCUCCAAAACCAAUCGUUGGGCCUGCUCACAGAAACAUCUCUUAUGGGCUCAUCUCAUCACUGGAGCGUCUACAACGUCACAGACCUGCUUCUGGACUGGAUUAGCACAAAACUCUCUGAGACCAAGCCCCUGAAGAUCAAAAGAGCCGUACGAUCCAGCAGAUACGCUCUGCAGAAUGGGCCGAAAUACACGGAGGGUGUCCACCACAGAGCCAUGCUGCUUAUAUUCUCGCACACCUCUUCAGAUCAGGGAACGCAGGACAAGGCGAGUCUACUUCACACGGCUGAAAAGUCCAAGUUUUUAUUUAACACCGAAGGAAAAGAGGUGCGUAGAGAAAGACCGCACAAAAGCAAGAGGGGCAGGAGAGGUCAGCCCAUGAGGAACCCAGAGCUGGUCAAAAACCAGGAAGAUAAAAGCUUGCAGUGUAAAAAAGUCGACAUGCACGUGGAUUUUAAUCAGAUUGGAUGGGGUUCCUGGAUCGUUUUCCCCAAGAAGUACAACGCUUACCGCUGUGAAGGCAGCUGUCCGAACCCUCUAGGUGAGGAGCUUCAUCCCACCAAUCAUGCUUACAUGCAGAGUUUGUUAAAGUACUAUCAUCCUAACAGAGUCCCAUCGGCCUGCUGCGCACCAACAAAGAUGAGCCCCCUCAGCAUGUUAUAUUAUGAAAAUGGAGAAUUGAUCCUGCGACACCAUGAAGACAUGGUCGUGGAAGAGUGUGGCUGCAUCUGA